Messenger RNA from Macrosiphum euphorbiae (potato aphid), 258 nucleotides. The record is from the annotation of a GenBank genome assembly. NCBI's taxonomy places the organism in Eukaryota, Metazoa, Arthropoda, Insecta, Hemiptera, Aphididae.
AUGGUAACACGAUUCGCUAAUCAAGAAUUAUUAGAAAAGAUAACACUUCAUCCAGUCGGUUCAGAUGAUAUAUUCAAUUACAUAUCGAGAAAUGAAUUACCAGCAGAGGUAGGAGGGUCAGGAAAAUCGCAUAGUUUUUUCAACGAUGAACUGUACAACGACUUGGUCGAUAUUCGUGAUGAUUUUCUUGAGCAGAAUGAAGUAUUGAACAACCAAAUGAUGUAUGUGAAUCACAGACUUGAAGAAGAUGACGAAUAA